This is a messenger RNA of Astyanax mexicanus (Mexican tetra), 1128 nucleotides long. RefSeq names its product beta-1,3-galactosyltransferase 2-like. Gene Ontology annotation, molecular function: N-acetyl-beta-D-glucosaminide beta-(1,3)-galactosyltransferase activity. The transcript has a single exon. The record is from RefSeq and is a predicted model, not a curated record. Gene Ontology annotation, cellular component: membrane. NCBI's taxonomy places the organism in Eukaryota, Metazoa, Chordata, Actinopteri, Characiformes, Acestrorhamphidae. Bases 1 to 1128 code for a protein of 375 amino acids.
AUGGCCUUAUUCAGCUGCUGCAAGUUCCAUGCCAGGAGCUGCUUCAUGUUAUUACUGUGUAUAACCUUUACCGUGUCAGUCACUUACUACAUCCAGUUGCCCAAUGACUGGAUCAGCAGUGUUUCUGAUAAUAUCUACUCUUACUACAGAAAUCUAACAGUACACUCACCUCCUCGACCAAGACACAUGCAAACCACAGACCAGAGAACUACAGCCGACAGCACACCUGCAGUAAUGAGUGUGACCAGCCAUGCAAAUACCGAAGUUACUGAAGGCUUAAUGAGCACUGUUGCACCCACGCCUUACAAUGCAGCAUACCCACAAAACUACCACUUCAUUCUGGAUGAGCCAGAAAAGUGUAAGCAGGAGAACCCGUUUCUGGUCCUCAUGGUCCCAGUGGCUCCACAUGAACUGGAGGCUCGUAAUGCCAUCCGGAGCACGUGGGGUAACGAGACCGUGGUCCAGGGCAAAACCGUCACGGUGCUGUUUCUAGUUGGCCUGCCUGGAAUCAAGGCUGAGAAGCAACAGGAGGAGCUGAACCUGGAGAGCCAGAAAUACCACGACCUGAUCCAGAGUGACUUCAUGGACACCUACCUCAACCUGACCGUAAAGACCAUGGUCAUCAUGGAUUGGCUGGCCACACGUUGCCCUCAGGCAGCCUACUCAAUGAAGGUCGACUCUGACAUGUUCCUGAAUCUGGACAACAUGAUGAACUUGCUGCUGGCACCUGAAACCCCCAGAAUAAACUACAUCACCGGGAUGGUUAUGUGGAGCCAGCCAGUCAUCCGGGACCCAGCGUCCAAGUGGUACGUUCCAAAGGAACUCUACCCGGAGGACUACUACCCAACCUACCUUCUAGGAAUGGGCUACAUCUUUUCCAAUGACCUUCCAAAGAAGCUCGUUGAAGUUUCAAAGGACAUUCAGCCAUUCAACAUAGAGGACGCAUAUGUGGGCGCCUGCCUAAAAAAAUUAGGCAUUGCACCCUCCACCCCUCCCAAUCCCUCACAGUUUAAAGCCUACUUUAACGGGAACUAUCAACGGGAAGAGUUUCAAAGAGUGAUCACCACCAUCCUUAGCUCUCCACAGCAGCUGAUCAAAUUCUGGCAGGACUCAAUGAGGCCAACAUGA